CUGUCUGUAGUGAAGGGUGUUUCAGUUGUAGAAAUAUUUGAAUUGUCCGUGGUCGACGAUGGAGUAGUUGUUGUAGUAAUAACAUCAGUGGUUGUGGACGUUUCGGUGCUUCCUGUUGUAACAAUGCUGUCUGUAGGGAAGGGUGUUUCAGUUGUAGAAAUAUUUGAAUUGUCCGUGGUCGACGAUGGAGUAGUUGUUGUAGUAAUAACAUCAGUGGUUGUGGACGUUUCGGUGCUUCCUGUUGUAACAAUGCUGUCUGUAGGGAAGGGUGUUUCAGUUGUAGAAAUAUUUGAAUUGUCCGUGGUCGACGAUGGAGUAGUUGUUGUAGUAAUAACAUCAGUUGUUGUAGACGUUUCGGUGCUUCCUGUUGUAACAAUGCUGUCUGUUGGGAAGGGUGUUUCAGUUGUAGAAAUAUUUGAAUUGUCCGUGGUCGACGAUGGAGUAGUUGUUGUAGUAAUAACAUCAGUUGUUGUGGACGUUUCGGUGCUUCCUGUUGUGACAAUGGUGUCUGUAGGGAAGGGUGUUUCAGUUGUAGAAAUAUUUGAAUUGUCCGUGGUCGACGAUGGAGUAGUUGUUGUAGUAAUAACAUCAGUUGUUGUGGACGUUUCGGUGCUUCCUGUUGUAACAAUGCUGUCUGUAGGGAAGGGUGUUUCAGUUGUAGAAAUAUUUGAAUUGUCCGUGGUCGACGAUGGAGUAGUUGUUGUAGUAAUAACAUCAGUUGUUGUGGACGUUUCGGUGCUUCCUGUUGUAACAAUGCUGUCUGUAGGGAAGGGUGUUUCAGUUGUAGAAAUAUUUGAAUUGUCCGUGGUCGACGAUGGAGUAGUUGUUGUAGUAAUAACAUCAGUUGUUGUGGACUUUUCGGUGCUUCCUGUUGUAACAAUGCUGUCUGUAGGGAAGGGUGUUUCAGUUGUAGAAAUAUUUGAAUUGUCCGUGGUCGACGAUGGAGUAGUUGUUGUAGUAAUAACAUCAGUUGUUGUGGACGUUUCGGUGCUUCCUGUUGUAACAAUGCUGUCUGUAGGGAAGGGUGUUUCAGUUGUAGAAAUAUUUGAAUUGUCCGUGGUCGACGAUGGAGUAGUAGUUGUUGUAGUAAUAACAUCAGUUGUUGUGGACGUUUCGGUGCUUCCUGUUGUAACAAUGCUGUCUGUAGGGAAGGGUGUUUCAGUUGUAGAAAUAUUUGAAUUGUCCGUGGUCGACGAUGGAGUAGUUGUUGUAGUAAUAACAUCAGUGGUUGUGGACGUUUCGGUGCUUCCUGUUGUAACAAUGCUGUCUGUAGGGAAGGGUGUUUCAGUUGUAGAAAUAUUUGAAUUGUCCGUGGUCGACGAUGGAGUAGUUGUUGUAGUAAUAACAUCAGUGGUUGUGGACGUUUCGGUGCUUCCUGUUGUAACAAUGCUGUCUGUAGGGAAGGGUGUUUCAGUUGUAGAAAUAUUUGAAUUGUCCGUGGUCGACGAUGGAGUAGUUGUUGUAGUAAUAACAUCAGUUGUUGUGGACGUUUCGGUGCUUCCUGUUGUAACAAUGCUGUCUGUAGGGAAGGGUGUUUCAGUUGUAGAAAUAUUUGACUUGUCCGUGGUCGACGAUGGAGUAGUUGUUGUAGUAAUAACAUCAGUUGUUGUGGACGUUUCGGUGCUUCCUGUUGUAACAAUGCUGUCUGUAGGGAAGGGUGUUUCAGUUGUAGAAAUAUUUGAAUUGUCCGUGGUCGACGAUGGAGUAGUUGUUGUAGUAUUAACAUCAGUUGUUGUGGACGUUUCGGUGCUUCCUGUUGUAACAAUGCUGUCUGUAGGGAAGGGUGUUUCAGUUGUAGAAAUAUUUGAAUUGUCCGUGGUCGACGAUGGAGUAGUUGUUGUAGUAAUAACAUCAGUUGUUGUGGACGUUUCGGUGCUUCCUGUUGUAACAAUGCUGUCUGUAGGGAAGGGUGUUUCAGUUGUAGAAAUAUUUGAAUUGUCCGUGGUCGACGAUGGAGUAGUUGUUGUAGUAAUAACAUCAGUGGUUGUGGACGUUUCGGUGCUUCCUGUUGUAACAAUGCUGUCUGUAGGGAAGGGUGUUUCAGUUGUAGAAAUAUUUGAAUUGUCCGUGGUCGACGAUGGAGUAGUUGUUGUAGUAAUAACAUCAGUUGUUGUGGACGUUUCGGUGCUUCCUGUUGUAACAAUGCUGUCUGUAGGGAAGGGUGUUUCAGUUGUAGAAAUAUUUGAAUUGUCCGUGGUCGACGAUGGAGUAGUUGUUGUAGUAAUAACAUCAGUGGUUGUGGACGUUUCGGUGCUUCCUGUUGUAACAAUGCUGUCUGUAGGGAAGGGUGUUUCAGUUGUAGAAAUAUUUGAAUUGUCCGUGGUCGACGAUGGAGUAGUUGUUGUAGUAAUAACAUCAGUUGUUGUGGACGUUUCGGUGCUUCCUGUUGUAACAAUGCUGUCUGUAGGGAAGGGUGUUUCAGUUGUAGAAAUAUUUGAAUUGUCCGUGGUCGACGAUGGAGUAGUUGUUGUAGUAAUAACAUCAGUUGUUGUGGACGUUUCGGUGCUUCCUGUUGUAACAAUGCUGUCUGUAGGGAAGGGUGUUUCAGUUGUAGAAAUAUUUGAAUUGUCCGUGGUCGACGAUGGAGUAGUUGUUGUAGUAAUAACAUCAGUGGUUGUGGACGUUUCGGUGCUUCCUGUUGUAACAAUGCUGUCUGUAGGGAAGGGUGUUUCAGUUGUAGAAAUAUUUGAAUUGUCCGUGGUCGACGAUGGAGUAGUUGUUGUAGUAAUAACAUCAGUUGUUGUGGACGUUUCGGUGCUUCCUGUUGUAACAAUGCUGUCUGUAGGGAAGGGUGUUUCAGUUGUAGAAAUAUUUGAAUUGUCCGUGGUCGACGAUGGAGUAGUUGUUGUAGUAAUAACAUCAGUUGUUGUGGACGUUUCGGUGCUUCCUGUUGUAACAAUGCUGUCUGUAGGGAAGGGUGUUUCAGUUGUAGAAAUAUUUGAAUUGUCCGUGGUCGACGAUGGAGUAGUUGUUGUAGUAAUAACAUCAGUUGUUGUGGACGUUUCGGUGCUUCCUGUUGUAACAAUGCUGUCUGUAGGGAAGGGUGUUUCAGUUGUAGAAAUAUUUGAAUUGUCCGUGGUCGACGAUGGAGUAGUUGUUGUAGUAAUAACAUCAGUUGUUGUGGACGUUUCGGUGCUUCCUGUUGUAACAAUGCUGUCUGUAGGGAAGGGUGUUUCAGUUGUAGAAAUAUUUGAAUUGUCCGUGGUCGACGAUGGAGUAGUUGUUGUAGUAAUAACAUCAGUGGUUGUGGAUGUUUCGGUGCUUCCUGUUGUAACAAUGCUGUCUGUAGGGAAGGGUGUUUCAGUUGUAGAAAUAUUUGAAUUGUCCGUGGUCGACGAUGGAGUAGUUGUUGUAGUAAUAACAUCAGUUGUUGUGGACGUUUCGGUGCUUCCUGUUGUAAUAAUGCUGUCUGUAGGGAAGGGUGUUUCAGUUGUAGAAAUAUUUGAAUUGUCCGUGGUCGACGAUGGAGUAGUUGUUGUAGUAAUAACAUCAGUUGUUGUGGACGUUUCGGUGCUUCCUGUUGUAACAAUGCUGUCUGUAGGGAAGGGUGUUUCAGUUGUAGAAAUAUUUGAAUUGUCCGUGGUCGACGAUGGAGUAGUUGUUGUAGUAAUAACAUCAGUUGUUGUGGACGUUUCGGUGCUUCCUGUUGUAACAAUGCUGUCUGUAGGGAAGGGUGUUUCAGUUGUAGAAAUAUUUGAAUUGUCCGUGGUCGACGAUGGAGUAGUUGUUGUAGUAAUAACAUCAGUUGUUGUGGACGUUUCGGUGCUUCCUGUUGUAAUGGUAUCAGUUGCAUUGGUGGAGGCCGUGGUUAUUAUGUCUGGGUAA
Molecule: messenger RNA, 3825 nt
Organism: Danaus chrysippus (African queen)
Lineage: Eukaryota; Metazoa; Arthropoda; Insecta; Lepidoptera; Nymphalidae
Source: the annotation of a GenBank genome assembly